Molecule: messenger RNA, 1166 nt
Organism: Amyelois transitella
Lineage: Eukaryota; Metazoa; Arthropoda; Insecta; Lepidoptera; Pyralidae
Exons: 2
Coding region: 19-1083 (354 amino acids)
Cellular component (GO): chitin-based extracellular matrix
Molecular function (GO): structural constituent of chitin-based larval cuticle
Source: RefSeq, a predicted model, not a curated record
CCGGGGACGUGCUGAGACAUGCGGACUCUACUGAUAUGUAUGCUGUGUGCAGUCACAGCUUAUGCGCAAUACGACUCGCCUAUUCCCCAACGAUUACUAAUUCCUGGAGCUAUACCAGUGGGCAGUACACGACAGGGUGGCUUCCGACAAGGAAGAAUUCAAGCGCCCGUACCAGGAGGACCAAAUAGAAUUCGAAGGCCGGGACUGGGCAGACCCUCAUUCAAAUCCGUCGAUGCUUCGCCUCGUCCCAGCCUCCAGUCACUGGAAGAUCUCGCGAAACCCGUGACUGAAGAACCGGAGGAUGAAAUUGAAAUCAACACUCCUACUGCUUUCUCACCAAGUAUAUUCUCAACACCAGAGCCACAAAAUGACUUCUACGAUAUAACCACCACUUCGCAACCUAAACCACCUAUUGUCUUCAACCCAUCUUUAUUCCAACAAUCAACAUCACCAGCACCAAAACCAGAACCUGUUCGGCCCACGCAAUACCGACCUCUGUUGCUUCCACAGUCUUUUAACCCCGUAAGAAACGAACCAUCUAAACCGCAACCUGUCAGACUCCAACCGUUGUCAAGCAGACCGCAGCGCCCGGUGUUCAGACCAGAACCCAAGCCUUUUGUCGAAGAAGACAAUGAGCCAGUGCAACCAGUCAGACAAUACACAAGACCUACUCAAGAACCCAUCAACCGUGCGCCCGUGAAGGCUGCGCCUCAAAGAUAUACCGCUAGUAACCCUAGGGAGAAAAAACCAGUAGCCCAGAUUAUUCGCAAAUAUCGUGAAGAAAACGAAGAUGGAAGCAUCACGUGGGGAUUCGAAAACGACGAUGGCUCUUUCAAAGAAGAGACAAUUGGUGUAGACUGUAUCACUCGCGGCAAAUACGGGUAUGUUGAUCCAGAUGGACUCAAACGCGAAUAUAACUAUGAGACUGGCAUCCAAUGCGAUAAAAACAAGGAGACACAAGAAGAAAAAGGUUUCAUAGAUUACCAAGAAAAUAAGGCAGUGUUACCUAAUGGUAUUACGAUUGAUCUCGCUGCGAUGGGUAAAAAAUCUAAAAGGCCGUUUAGGUCGCCUGUAAAUCACUAGGUUUAAAGAAAAUGUAUUUAUUCUAGGAAAAUCUAAUUUUAAGGAAGUUCUCGUUAUCUUGUCAUCAUACUGUUAGUAAAAAA